CCCCCCCCCCCCCCCCCCCCCCCCCCCCCCCCCCCGCCCCCCCCCGCCCCCCCCCGCCCCCCGCGGCGCCCCCCCCCCCCUUAAUUUAGCAUGAAAAUUUGAUUUUAGUAAUUUGAUUCAAGUAAAGGAAACACGAGUGACGUGAAUAGUCUUAGUAUCUCAAGUAAAGUAUCAUCAUCUGAGGAGUGUCAUGAGCUUUAGCUGGAUGAGGGGUGUCAUAUGCACGAAAUCCGAAAAGACUAUAAAUGGAAAAGUACAGAAAAAUAUUUUAUUCUAUGUGGGGUCGGUAAUUGAUGCAGAACGAAAAUUUAACUUCGGCGUGAAACGGGAUGAAGGGGAACGAGAGGUAUCAGAAGUAUCCUUUUCUUCACGAACAAACAAUAACAGGUGGAAAAGAACAUAUGUCAACAAUUUUCUGGAAAUUAUAUUUGCUAGGGGUUCUUGAGAACCAUCACCCCCACUCACAUUAAAAAGAAUGGGAGUGGCGGAAUCAUAGGGAGUGGGAGUAAUUCACCCACUCGUUUUUUAAUGAAUGUGAGUGGUUAAUAUUGCUGAUGUAACAGGCCUACUUAGAACUAUGAAAUGUCGCAUUGAAUAAAGGUCAUUCUGCGAGAAGCACAAAAUAUUUUCUCUUUUGAAAAAUAAGGUUUUUAUUCAAGAAGUUUAUUUGUUGCUAGAAAACUCUGAAAACGCACUUUUGAGGAACUGGCGGACUCGACGAAGGACAUGUUAGGCUAUCACACCCAUGUGUUUUUCUAAAAAUCGUUAUAUUUUUUUUUCUGACAAAAAUCAUUAUGUCUGGGCUAUGUUAUAGAUAUGACUAUCACAAAUAUUAAUAGUCUUCCAAAUGAAAUUGUAUUAGAAAUAUUUGAAUAUAUUCCUGCACUGGAUUUGUAUUGUUCAUUUUUUAAUUUAAAUAGCCAUAUUAAUUCUAUUCUUUAUAAACUUUAUCAAUGGAAAAUUGACUUAUUUUUGAUAUUUCCUCGAGAUUAUGAUUAUCUUUGUCAACAUGUUCUACCCCCAUUUCGGGAACACAUAUCAUAUUUGAGAAUAAAAACAAUUAUAGAUUUUCAAUCACAAUUUCAAUUAAAGCAAUUUUUUUGUUAAAAAUCAUUGAUAUUACCCGCAUGUGGUAACAGAAGAUUCCGUAAUUUUCUACCUGUCAUAGCCCAACUUGAACAUUUGGUGUCAUUGUCACUAUUGAAUUGUUCAAACGAUACAUAUAAUUAUGGACAAAUAUUAUUCGUACUUCCAAAACUAACAAGAUUAACAUUAUCCGGUUAUCAUUUUAUUCAAUUGUCAUUCAACCUAUCAUUAACCAUAGCAUCAAAAUCAAAUUUAGAAUAUCUAAAUAUUUCUCCAUGUUCUUUACAAUGUCUUCAUCAUUCAAUAUUACGUUAUAUACCAAAAUUAAAAUACUUAAACGUGCAUAUACCACAAUGGUAUAGCGAUAUUAAUGAUAUGUUACCAUUGCCUUCAAUAUCAACGUUGAUCUAUUUAAAGUUGAAUAUUCGUCGUCAACUGAAACAUAAUAUAAUUAGAGAAUUAUUAACAUCAUUUGUCAAUUUAAAAUAUUUUUCAUUUUUAGCUUUUGAUGUUGAAUUUAUGAAUAAUCGUUUAUGGCAACAGUAUUAG
Didymodactylos carnosus is the source of this 1635-nucleotide messenger RNA. Lineage: Eukaryota; Metazoa; Rotifera; Eurotatoria; Philodinida; Philodinidae. The record is from the annotation of a GenBank genome assembly.